Molecule: messenger RNA, 522 nt
Organism: Aspergillus vadensis CBS 113365
Lineage: Eukaryota; Fungi; Ascomycota; Eurotiomycetes; Eurotiales; Aspergillaceae
Product: LAMTOR1/MEH1 family protein
Exons: 3
Coding region: 1-522 (173 amino acids)
Biological process (GO): lysosome organization; endosomal transport; positive regulation of MAPK cascade
Cellular component (GO): Ragulator complex; late endosome membrane; membrane raft
Source: RefSeq, a predicted model, not a curated record
AUGGGUAUCUGCGCCUCAUGUCUAGGACGUAAUCGUCGGGAACCCCACGAUCCCAACCACCCCGAAUCCUCUCGCCUCCUCGAUGAAGACAUCUACCAACCCGGCUACGGCUACGGCGCUCUCAAUCAAAGCGCCCAAGGCAACCACCCCGACCCUAGCUACCUGAAGCGCGAACGAGAAGCCCUUGAAGCAAUCUGUCAACGAACAUCAGACUCCGUCAUCGACAUCUGGUCCCUCCAACCCCAACCGCAUCUCCAACCUCGCGCCACCCUCCCCAGCACCGUCCCCCCUCCCUCGUCCUCUGAUGGCGAUGCGCCACCCGUCAAAGUAAUAACAACUGACUCGCCACCGGCUCGCUCAAAGAAACCGUCCUCCCCGGCUGCAAAGGCAGGCGGCACAGUGCCGAAACACUGGGGCGAAGUGGUGAUAAAUACGCGCAAGAAUCGGUCGCGGCCGGGGUCGAGUACGGAUGAAGACGGUGCUGCUAAGAGGGAUGUAUUCGGAGUGUUGAAGGUUACAUGA